Molecule: messenger RNA, 4866 nt
Organism: Arabidopsis arenosa
Lineage: Eukaryota; Viridiplantae; Streptophyta; Magnoliopsida; Brassicales; Brassicaceae
Source: the annotation of a GenBank genome assembly
CCAUAACCACAUCGAAUCGAUGACAAUUCCUUUUCCUUUAAGAGCAUCCGCCGCGCGAGAACUGGCGGGAAAUUCAGCCAUCGUCUCGAAGAAAAACCUCCCAAAUCUGAGAAAUCGGAAAAGAUGACUCACACCGAAACCCUAAAUAUUCUCGAUGAAAUCGAAUCGCUUGUCUCCGAUCAGCUUCAAGUGGUAUCUUACAAAUGGCUGAGUCGAAAUUUCUCGCUUUCAUCAAAUACUGCCAAGAGGUUGCUCAAGGAUUUUGUAGAGAAACAUGGGAAGAGUUUGGAAGUUGUAUAUAUUGUGUCUGGGUUGCUAAAGAACGGACCUUCCGAUUACCAUGCAAGGCUUGCUUCUAGUACCGAACUUCCAGAAGUGGAGAAAGAGUUCAAUGGAAAAUAUUCAGUACAUAUCUACAGUGUUCAAGCUAGUAUUCCAAUGGAUCCAGCAGCCAUAUGGAACACUGAGUUUGUGCAAGCAGAAGAACUCUUCAGGCAGCAUUCUGCCAUUGAUAAUUGCUUGAAAGGCAACAGGUUUUGUGGCGUCUCCAAUUCUUGUGUAAAGCGCAAUAUAGAGGGAACCACUGAAAAUGUUACGGUCCCGCGAACUGAAAGUGUGAGAACUACAGGACAAUCUAAAAGUAGUUUAAAUUUUCAAAAGAGUACAUUGCCGUCAAACCAGGGAAAGAAUUUUCAGCACUCAAGCCCUAAUGUUGUCCAUCAGGGUAAGAGUGAAACUACUGCUGCUCCAGCUAAAAAUCAGUCUGCGAAAUCCUCUCUGGAUAAAGAAAAAGCUUUUCGUGCGCCCGCUAAUAAAAAGAAUGGACAGGGCGAAAAGAGCGUGGCUGGAACUGGUGGUUUGUUGAAAAAUAUGUGGGGCCGUGUGCCUACGAAAACAGAAGAUGAUACUCCAACAGUAGAGGUCAAAAAUCAUAAUACUGAUCAUUCGGGUAUGUCUUCUAAUCCAUCCACCUUAGAAGCCCAAAAACCUUCUCAUGACGCCGACAAUAAAGGAGGCAGCGAUGAUGAGACUCGAGAUGUCAAUUUCAUGAGAGCGCCUAAAAAUGAUAACAGAAAAAGGAAGGUGAUAUUUGAUUUUUCAGAUGACGAGUAUGAAGAUGUAAUCAGCCUAGCAUCUCCUAGUAGUCCAAAGGUUAGUUCACGUCCAGAUGUUGAACUCAGUUCCGAAGAUUCAGGUCCAAAGAAGCCUGACGCAGAUGUUUCUCGAGAGAUAAAAUCUGAGGAACCAGAGGUCAGCAAAGAAGACAGGCAAAAACCUGCUUCUGUUGAUGCUUCUACGACUUUGUCAAUGGAGAAGAUCCAGGCCAUUGGUUCUGAAGCUAAAGUAAAUCCCUCAAAGGGAAGAACUACUGAAGUUUCUAGUUCACCGAAAAGGAAAAAGGUGUUGAAGUCACGGAUUGAUGAUCGUGGGAGAGAAGUAACUGAGGUAGUGUGGGAGGAGACAGAAACGAACCCUAAGAAGGAAGAGGACACUGACACAAGAAAGAAGUUAGAUAAUGGCAAAAGCGCAAAUGCUGUUAACAGGGCGGUGGCGCAGAAGAAGAGUCCGGCCGUGGGAAACACAGCAGCCACAAACGCAGGAGGAAAAGCAGGAAGCAAGAAAGGCGGAAACGCCAAAGAUCCAAAGCAAGGGAACAUAAUGUCCUUCUUCAAGAAAAAGAAUCAGAUGAUCGACAACAAUUGCUUAUAUAAAGAAGAGCUGAAUCGUAGUAAUUCUUACUCAGGUCUGGCCGAGUCGACGAUAUUGCUCCCUAGUCAAGCCGGAUUUGACGGUUCUGGGAGUCCGGUUUGCUCCUCGCCGGAUCCGAACCUGAACUACAAACCGGUCAUCGGUAUCCUGAGUCACCCUGGAGAUGGCGCGUCCGGUCGGUUGACCAAUGAUACGAGCUCCACGUACAUCGCGGCUUCGUAUGUGAAGUUCGCUGAGGCAGGUGGAGCUCGUGUUAUCCCACUCAUCUACAACGAACCUGAAGAACUCCUCUUUCAGAAGCUAGAACUGGUCAACGGUGUGAUAUUCACUGGUGGUUGGGCUAAAAAAUAUGAUUAUUUCGAGAUCGUCAAAAAAAUCUUCAAUAAAGCUUUGGAGAGAAAUGAUGCUGGAGAGCAUUUUCCAGUUUAUGGCAUUUGUCUCGGAUUCGAGCUUAUGUCAAUUAUCAUUAGUCAGAACAGAGACAUUCUUGAAAGAUUUGAUGCAGAGGAUAAUGCAUCAAGCCUCCAGUUUGUUGAUAAUGUUAAUAUCGAUGGAACAUUAUUCCAAAGAUUUCCUCCAGAGUUGUUGAAAAAACUCAGUACAGAUUGUUUGGUUAUGCAGAAACACAAGUAUGGUAUCACACCAGCAAAGUUUCAAGGCAAUCCUGCUUUGUCUAGUUUCUUUGAAAUCCUCACAACAUGCAUUGAUGAAAACAGCAAGACUUAUGUUUCAACUGUUAAAGCAAAGAGAUACCCAAUAACUGGCUUCCAGUGGCAUCCUGAGAAAAAUGCAUUUGAAUGGGGAUCAUCCGCGAUUCCACACUCUGAGGAUGCAAUCCAGGUGACACAGCAUGCUGCUAGUUAUUUAGUCAGUGAAGCUAGGAAGUCACUGAACAGACCACCAUCGAAGAAAGUGCUAAGCAAUCUCAUAUACAACUAUAAGCCUACUUACUGUGGAUACGCAGGGAGGGGUUACGACGAGGUUUACAUUUUCACACAACCAAGAUCCCCGUUCCUACUCUUUGAUAUUAGCGCGGCGACUUCUGCCGAAUCGAUUUUCCUCCCAAGUCAAAUCCGAGUUGACUCUUCCCGCGUCUUUGAUACACGGAGUAGUCAUGUAUGCUCCUCCCCGGAUCCGAACCUCAACUACAAGCCGGUCAUUGGGAUUCUGACCCACCCUGGCGACGGUCGAUGGGACGCUAGUCGUCACUCUCUGAGCUACGCCUACUCGACGAACAUAUCGUACAUCGCAGCUUCGUAUGUGAAGUUAGCUGAGACUGGUGGAGCUCGUGUGAUUCCUCUAAUCUACAACGAGCCUGAAGAACUCUUGUUUCAGAAGCUAGAACUGGUGAAUGGUGUGAUAUUCACUGGUGGUUGGGCUAAAACAGGAUUAUAUUACGAUAUUGUGGAGAAAAUCUUCAAUAAAGUUUUGGAGAAAAAUGAUGCUGGAGAACAUUUUCCGGUAUAUGCCAUGUGUCUUGGAUUCGAAAUUUUGUCAAUGAUCAUAAGCCAGAACAGAGACAUUCUUGAAAGGUUUAACUCAGUAAACUAUGCAUCAAGUCUCCAGUUUUUUGAAAAUGUUAAUAUCGAAUCAACCGUAUUCCAAAGAUUUCCUCCAGAGCUGUUGAAAAAGCUUAGUACAGACUGUUUGGUUAUGCAGAACCACUAUUUUGGUAUCUCACCAGACAACUUUCAAGGCAAUCCUUCUCUGUCUAGUUUCUUCAAUAUCCUCACAACCAGCGCUGAUAAAGACAGCAAGACUUUUGUUUCAACUAUUCGAUCAAAACGAUACCCUGUGACCGCCUUCCAGUGGCAUCCAGAGAAAAAUGCAUUUGAAUGGGGAUCAUCCGAAAUCCCUCACUCUGAGGACGCAAUUCAAGUGACUCAGCAUGCUGCAAAUUAUCUAGUCAGUGAAGCUAGGAAGUCAAUGAACAGACCAUCAUCUGAGAAAGUGCUGAGCAAUCUCAUCUACAACUACAAGCCUACAUACUCCGGAUACAAAGAGGUACCGUUGGUACUAUCUCUGUUUAUGGAUAGCAUCAUAACGGCGAUGUCUGCGGCGAUUCUUCUCCCUAGUCAAACCGGAUUUGAUAUUUCUCGCAGUCCGGUAUGCUCCGCGCCGGAUCCGAACCUCAAUUACAGACCGGUUAUUGGGAUUCUGAGCCAUCCUGGUGACGGUGCGUCGGGUCGUUUGAGCAAUGCUACAGACGCGUCGUCCAUUGCAGCGUCGUAUGUGAAAUUAGCUGAGUCUGGUGGAGCACGUGUGAUCCCACUCAUCUACAACGAACCUGAAGAAAUUCUCUUUCAGAAGCUAGAAUUGGUCAACGGUGUGAUACUAACUGGUGGUUGGGCUAAAGAAGGAUUGUAUUUUGAAAUCGUCAAGAAAAUCUUCAAUAAAGUUUUGGAAAGAAAUGAUGCGGGAGAGCAUUUUCCGAUAUACGCUAUUUGCCUCGGAUUUGAGCUCUUGACAAUGAUCAUAAGUCAGAACAGAGACAUUUUUGAAAAAAUGGAUGCAAGAAAUUCUGCAUCAAGUCUUCAGUUUGUUGAAAAUGUUAAUAUCCAAGGAACCAUAUUCCAAAGAUUUCCUCCAGAGCUGUUGAAAAAACUCGGUACAGAUUGUUUGGUUAUGCAGAACCAUCGGUUUGGUAUCUCACCAGAAAGCUUUGAAGGCAAUGUUGCUCUGUCCAGUUUCUUUAAAAUCGUCACAACAUGCGUUGAUAACAACAGCAAGGUUUAUGUUUCAACGGUUCAAUCAAAAAAAUAUCCAGUGACCGGCUUCCAGUGGCAUCCCGAGAAAAAUGCAUUCGAGUGGGGAUCAUCCAAAAUUCCACACUCUGAGGAUGCGAUCCAGGUGACUCAGCACGCAGCAAAUCAUCUAGUCAGUGAAGCUAGGAAGUCACUGAACAGGCCGGACUCUAAGAAAGUGCUGAGCAAUCUCAUUUAUAACUACAAGCCUACCUACUGUGGAUACGCAGGAAAGGGUUACGACGAGGUUUACAUCUUCACACAACAGCGAUCCCUUCUCUAAUAACUUCAACCACUCGUGUGUAUAGUGAUAUAUGUAUCUUCAAAUCUGUUAUAUUAUCUGUGAACUUGUUGUAACUUUGAACGUCAGCCUAUGAUGGCUUGUGUUUGACAUUAAAUUAGAUAAUGUAUG